This is a messenger RNA of Calidris pugnax (ruff), 2528 nucleotides long. RefSeq names its product 5-hydroxytryptamine (serotonin) receptor 1B, G protein-coupled (gene HTR1B). Bases 119 to 1258 code for a protein of 379 amino acids. Lineage: Eukaryota; Metazoa; Chordata; Aves; Charadriiformes; Scolopacidae. The transcript is spliced from 2 exons. Gene Ontology annotation, molecular function: G protein-coupled serotonin receptor activity. Gene Ontology annotation, biological process: regulation of behavior; bone remodeling; adenylate cyclase-activating adrenergic receptor signaling pathway. Gene Ontology annotation, cellular component: plasma membrane. The record is from RefSeq and is a predicted model, not a curated record.
GGAGGUGGUGCCGGAGCGGGGAUGCUGCAGCCCUCCCCCGGUACCCGCGGGGUCCUGCCGGGGUAACGGCCCCGCCGUGCCCAGCCCCGCCGUCUGCGGGGGCGGCGGGAGCGGAGGGAUGGAGCCGGGAGCCCCCUGCCAGGCUCCGCUGCUCCCCGCCAACGAGUCCUACCCCGGCCGAAACUGCAGCGCCGAGGAAGGGACCUACCAGGACGCCACCCCCCUCUCCGGGAAGAUCGUGCUCGCCGUCGUCCUGGCGCUCGUCACCUUGGCCACGGUGCUCUCCAACGCCUUUGUCAUCGCCACGGUUUACCAGACGAGGAAACUCCACACGCCGGCCAACUAUCUCAUCGCUUCGUUGGCCGUCACCGACCUCCUCGUCUCCAUCCUCGUCAUGCCCAUCAGCACCGUGUACACUGUGACCGGCAAGUGGACGCUGGGCCAGAUCGUCUGCGACAUCUGGCUCUCCUCGGACAUCACUUGUUGCACGGCCUCCAUCCUCCACCUCUGUGUCAUCGCCCUGGACCGCUACUGGGCCAUCACCGACGCCGUCGAGUACUCCACCAAACGGACUCCCAAACGGGCAGCGGGCAUGAUCGCCUUGGUGUGGGUCUUCUCCAUCUGUAUCUCCAUGCCCCCUUUGUUUUGGCGGCAGGCGAAAGCCGAGGAAGUCUCUCACUGUGUGGUCAACACGGACCACGUCCUCUACACCGUGUACUCCACGGUGGGAGCCUUCUACUUCCCCACCCUGCUGCUGAUAGCCCUCUACGGGAGGAUCUACGUGGAAGCCAGGUCGAGGAUUUUGAAGCAGACGCCAAAGAAAGCGGGUAAAAGACUCACGCGGGCUCAAUUAAUCACGGACUCCCCGGGGUCUUCCUCCUCCGUCACCUCCAUCAACUCCAAGGCCCCCGAGGGAUCCAGCGAGACGGGCUCCCCCGUGUACAUGAACCAGGUGAAGGUGAAGGUCUCGGAUGCCCUGCUGGAGAAGAAGAAGCUCACGGCCGCUAGAGAGCGGAAAGCCACCAAGACUUUAGGGAUUAUUUUAGGAGCCUUCAUCGUCUGUUGGCUGCCCUUUUUCAUCAUCAGCCUGGUGUUGCCGAUUUGCAAGGAAGCUUGCUGGUUCCACAUGGCCAUCUUUGACUUUUUCACGUGGCUCGGAUAUCUCAACUCCCUCAUCAACCCCAUCAUCUAUACCAUGUCCAACGAGGACUUCAAGCAAGCUUUCCACAAACUCAUACGUUUCCGAUGCACAAGCUGAACAAUGUUGAAUGCCAUGUGUUCGCCGGGGCUGCCCCCUUGCACGCCCGUGCCCGACGCCACAGAAUCAAGUUGCUAUUGUAAAGACCCACUGCUUGAAACUUCCCCAAGCCCAGUUGCCAGACUCAUGAUGCUGCAAAAAAAAAAAAACCCAACCGUCAAUACAUACUGCCACCAAACUGCUCAGCUCUGCAUUUCAGUGUAAUGACUCUGGCAGAGAUGCUGUUCCAAUAGUCACGCAGAUCAGUUGCAAAAAAAAAUAAAUAAAAAAGAAAAAAAAAGAAAAAGAAAGAGGGCAACCUCGAAUCAAGGUCUAUAAUUCUUCUGGACUGAAGAAAAAAAAAAAGUUUGAGAGUAAACUCCAUUUAUUUUGCAGGCUUAACUUCUUAAUUUGUUCUCCGGCCGGUUGUAGGGGUGUGCACAAGAGCACAGUUGUCUCUCUGUCUGUGUUGGUAGCGUAGUUGUACUUCUGCACGCCUGUAAUUUCUUUCUUUCAGUGGAAAGAGUUGCUCCCUUCACUUUUGAGGCCAAGAGGAGAAAAAAAAAAAGUAAUUUAAAAAAAAAAAAAAAGCAUCAUUUUAAAGCAGGAGCAUGGCAGUAAAUUCUGCAAAUGACUCCUUCGGCUGAACACGUGUGAGAAGUGACAGUGUGCAAAAGUUGUGUCAGUAUUUCAAAACAGUAGCAAACGCUGUAGAAAUGGGAGUUGUAGACCUGUUCAACUGCACUGCAUAUCUAUAGUCUGUCCUCAUCGUUGCCUUUACGAAGGAAAUACUUCUUGCUUCUACUCCGUGACUCCAGAGCAGGAAACAAGAAGUGCAAUGACCUUUUUCCAUAAACCAGCUGGGAAUAGAAGUAGCAGUUUGAUGUUGUAACCAUGUUUUUUCCAUGUUGUGUCGGUUGCACACCCUUACCGCAUGUACCACUGCGAAAUUUAGAAUCCUCCAAGUAAUUACAUUAUUUAGUGUAUUUUGUAAAGAAGUGAAGCAGUUUGCUCUUUCAGAAGAGAUGUAUCACCUGCAAAAUAAAUACCCAUGAAUCAUAAUUAACUGAUGUUAGUGAAAUUACUCUCCUCCCUACUUCCCCCCCUAUUUUUUUAAAUUUAUUUUAUUUUUUUCUGAUGAGACCUUAAGAUGGGUCUACACGUAUUCAGCAGUCAAAGUUAUCGAGUUUCAGGAUAUGGUCCACCUGCUGUGAUAGAACUGCAUUGAUUGUUCCUCCUAUGUGUAAAUGAAAAUGAGCAUAAACAAUAAAACGCUUUACUGUGUUCUCAA